AAAAGCAAACAUUAGAACUGUUUCACUCCAAAUCAUCAUUAGCACGUUUCGGACGAGAUUCUUAAAGCUAUUUACUCAUUAGCGAACGUGAAACAACACCAAGUACAAUUCUAAAAUGAUUAAGAAACCAUCGGAGACCCUCAACAGCCUCUAAAUUAAGCGUUUGGGUCUGUUUUUAUAUUCUAUAAAAAAAUGCACAAAUGACAAUAUGGAGCGAAGAGCUCUGAUAAUCUAGUUUCAUAAAAGAAACAUACAUCCAAUAAAGUUACCAAACCACAAAUAAACUCAUAUUUAAUAUAGAAGGCUUAAGUAAUGUAAUUUAUUUGUUUUAUAAUUAUUAUUUAUUUUUUUGUUCCUUCCUGGUAAAAAAAAAAAAAAAAAAGUACUUUUAGCGAUUUGGAGGAAAAAGCUUUGAAAAGUUCCCCAGUGAAAAUCGCAAAUGAUCGCAUCAGCAUUUUAAGCUAGCUGGCUACGAAAGCAGUAUUAUUGUGCUGACAGAUUUUAAUAGGUGCUCACAUUUGGUACUUGGUAGAUUUUAUUUUUAAUCCACAAUAGCUGGGAUGAUUCUGAUAAAGUGAUGGUGUAGGAUAGAGCAAUUGACACUAAUGAUUGAUUUAGAAAACAAAACCAAAAUGCAAUCAUUUCACUUUGGCCUUCUCACUUCAGCACUCUGUGAUGUUACAUGACCGUGUAGUGACAUUGUUUUUCUUUGUAUUUCAAGGUGUUAAUUCACCUCAUUACCACACUGACCAAGUGUUUUCACGUAUUUCUUUGCUAGGACUUUUAACCCUAUGCAGGCAAUUGUAGAGUUCAUUUUCGGGAACAGGUAACCACUGUGGCUAAUGGUGAGCUGGGGAACUCCACCCAUUUUAACCAUGGUUUUUAAUAUACUGUCCAGUAACUUUUCUACAGAAUAUUUACGUAGGUUAACCCCAUGUAGUUUAAAAAUAUGAAAUCUAAUUUGUUUUCAGUCUCUUCCACCCUCAAUCAGUUUCUUGGCUGUCACUGUUUCUUCCUUUUUUAACCACUGUUCUACUGACCUGAAAACAUGUAGCAUUCAGAGUGGGGUUUAAUUCUGCAUCCUUUCUUGAACCGUAAUUUCAGAGAAAAGACGGCCACAGUGACGUCAUGACGCUAUCAGCAGAUCUGGGACACGCGCUUGAGAAUAUAAAUACUGUAAGCUCCCAAUUAGCAAUCAUCAUAAGGGAAAUCAAAAGCUGAAAGGUUAUUUCUCAUCGUGUCGUAGCAUCACAAUUUGAAGAUGAAGUGGAUCGCACUCUUUGCAUUGGUGGUUUGCUGCUAUCUGUUGCCCUGUGAACAGGCAAGAAUUCCACCCCACAAAUCCAAGGAGCCUUCUAAUAGCCCGGGUUUGGAUAGUCCACACCCAAGACAACGAAUCAAUGCACUGGCUAGAGCUGCACAACAGUUUGAUAAUGGCACUGACACAACAAGACUGAUACAAAAUCCAGAAAACUACAACAACCAGAUGGCGGCCGAGCAGGUUUGCUGCCUACAUGUUAAUAUUCUGAAUUUCUACCUCACUCGUGUGUUACGCACAUCAGAAGAACAAUACCCACACAAGGAAUCUGUGACCCAGGACCUUCACAGGAUCAGUGAAGACCUGAAGAGCUGUGUUAAUACUCCCAUGAUUAUAAAAAUGAAGUUUCACAGCAUCCUGCACAAAUUCAAAGAGGAUUUUGAAAAGCUUGGGGAAAGAGGGAACAACAAGGCCAUCGGAGAGCUGGAUAUAUUGUUUGAAUACCUCACAAGGUUCUGCAGAAAAAAUUAAUCAACAAAUACAACUUAAUUUAUUACAAAUAUUUAUUUUUC
Acipenser ruthenus (sterlet) is the source of this 1830-nucleotide messenger RNA. Its product is annotated as interleukin-22-like. The transcript has 6 exons. NCBI's taxonomy places the organism in Eukaryota, Metazoa, Chordata, Actinopteri, Acipenseriformes, Acipenseridae. The record is from RefSeq and is a predicted model, not a curated record. Bases 1262 to 1789 code for a protein of 175 amino acids. Gene Ontology annotation, cellular component: extracellular region.